AUGGCGAGCAUAUCAAUCCGCAAGUCUAUCCGCUGGCUGCCCGGCGAGGCGGAGGAGCCGACGUUGACGGUGGUGCUGACGAGUCCGGCGAGGCGGUUCGUGGACUUGCGCAUCGUGAAGCCCGCCGCGAGUGCCACCGCCGACGCAGACGAGUCGGAUGCGCGCCUUCCCUUCAGCCGGCUCGACUGGGCCAUCGCGGGGACAUCCUCGUCGACGACACGCGACGACGUCAGCGGGGGCGUAAUCACGCACGGCAAGUGGACGCACUGGAUCGACUCGACGACGCGCAAGGCAAGCGGCGUGGUCGACGAGGGCGACAUGGUGACGCAGGCCGACGGAACGACGCUCGAGACGGGCAGCAUGGUCAACCCGGCGACGGGGCGGGUGACUGCGUACGAGGAGGUGUGGGAGGACGAGGAGCCCGCUGCGCCGUGCGUCGUCCUGGAGGUGGAUGAGGGCGACGGCGACGACGACGGGGGGGAAGGGAAGGGCAGGCAGGGCAGGGUGGUGCGGCUGGGGCGCUGGUGUCAGGGGUUUGUGCGCGAGGGGGAGAAGAUUGCGCUGGAGAGGUGGCUGUGGAGCGGGGAGACGAACAAGUGGCGGAGGACGGUGAGGAUGGGGGAUUUGGAUGUUGCGUGUGAGGCGGCGCUGGAGGAGGGGCGUGAGUUCAAGGUCGGGGAGCGGGUUGGUGAGGAUGGGGCGUGGAGGGUUGUGGAGGUGGUUGAUGGAUGA
This is a messenger RNA of Purpureocillium lilacinum, 732 nucleotides long. RefSeq lists its product as uncharacterized. Lineage: Eukaryota; Fungi; Ascomycota; Sordariomycetes; Hypocreales; Ophiocordycipitaceae. The record is from RefSeq and is a predicted model, not a curated record.